AUGAUAGUUGUGACGGUGGAUGUGGUUGACGUGGCUGGGGAAAGGAUGCAUGUGACCGAUAAGUUAAAAGUUGUUCCGACGUCAUUUGAUGUAGGAUCGGCACACCACAUAGGAGAUGAAACAGAUGAUGGAGUUCGAUUGGAUGUUCGGAAGAUGUUGGUUGAUGCGAAUUCAGAUCCAACCUUUUCUGACGCCGACGGUAGUGUGGAAGAUAGUGAGAUGAACGCAUGCAGGGUCUUUGGAUAUUUUAGCGUCAACAAGGUCACAGGAAAUUUACACAUCACUGCGAUUGGCCUCGGGUACGGCGGAUAUUCCUUUCAAAAUAGCGAAGAAUUAAAUUUCACGCAUCGCAUUGAUGAAUUCUCAUUUGGAACAUUCUACCCACGCCUUGUGAAUCCACUGGACAAUAGCAUCGAGAUAGCGGAAGCGCGAAUAUUCUUCAAGUACGACAUAGAACCGAUCUCAGUGAAGAUCACCGAAAAAAGGCAGGGAUUCACGAGUUUCAUGACAAGGUUGUGUGGGUUAGUAGGAGGAAUAUGGGUGACCAUAGGAUUCAUAGUGAAAAUCUCCAACGGAAUAUGGUCAUUUUUGGAUCAGGUCACAGGAGGCGGAGCGAAUUCAAAUAGAAUUGGUAAUACUCGCGGGAGUAGUGGAAUUGUCUCGAAAGGCGGUGAUAAGAAAGGUGAAGUGAAUUUCAGUGGUGGAAUGAUAAAUGGAGGAAUUGGUUUCAACGACGUGAAUCUUCAUGUUGCGGGGAUGUAUCCUCCAGGGCAUAAAGCUGCCACUGACUGA
Acaulospora colombiana is the source of this 792-nucleotide messenger RNA. NCBI's taxonomy places the organism in Eukaryota, Fungi, Glomeromycota, Glomeromycetes, Diversisporales, Acaulosporaceae. The record is from the annotation of a GenBank genome assembly.